AUUACUCAAAUUAUUUUUUUUUUCAAAAUUCGAAAAUACGCCGGAAAUCUUUGUCAGAGGGCAAGCCUCUGCGUUGUGUCACCAUGUCCCAAUUUUCCAUUGAGCCUUAGAUUUCGCUGCUAUGCCGACAAAUGCAAAAGAAAAAUGGAACCCAAGAAGUUUCGGCUAGACCGUGGACCCUACCUUUCCCAGCUGGACUACCAAUCUCGUCUGCAGUUCCAAGCACCAGCUCUGAGGUUACCCCUUACCAGCAUUAUAUGCACCAUUGGACCCUCAUCCAGCCAGCCCGAGGUUCUUCUUAAUCUCAUUCACGCUGGGAUGAAGGUGGUCCGAUUGGACUUCUCCGACGGCACCCACGAUUGCCAUUGCCAGGCUAUCCAGGCGGCUCGUAAAGCCAUCGCCAUGUAUGCGGAGGAAACGGGUCUUCCCAGGAGCUUGGCCAUUGCCCUGGACACCAAGGGUCCGGUAAUCAAUCCACAGGGUGUAGCUGCUGAUUUAAACGCCAUAACCGAACAAGACAAACUGGAUCUCAAGUUUGGAGCGGAUCAAAAGGUUGACAUGAUCUUCGCAUCGUUCAUCCGCGAUGCCAAAGCUUUGAAAGAAAUUCGCCAGGCACUGGGUGCCUGUCCAUCAAGUGAGCACAUAAAGAUCAUUUCCAAGAUCGAAAGUCAACAGGCUCUGGCGAACAUAGAUGAGAUAAUCCGCGAAUCCGAUGGCAUAAUGGUGGCCCUUGGGAAUAUGGGCAACGAAAUAGCACUGGAGGCUGUACCGCUGGCCCAGAAAUCGAUUGUGGCCAAGUGCAACAAGGUUGGAAAGCCUGUGAUCUGUGCCAAUCAAAUGAUGAAUUCGAUGAUAACCAAGCCACGUCCCACUCGCGCCGAAUCCUCUGAUGUGGCAAACGCAAUCUUGGAUGGUUGUGAUGCCCUUGUGUUGUCAGAUGAAACGGCCAAGGGUAAGUACCCGGUGCAAUGUGUGCAGUGCAUGGCCAGAAUAUGCGCCAAAGUCGAGUCGGUUUUAUGGUACGAGAGCAUUCAGAACAACCUCAAGAGCGAAGUCCGGAUCAACGCCGCCGAUCACAUCUCGGCGGUAAGCACGGCAAUUGCAGAAGCGGCAACGGUGAGUCAGGCUCAGGCAAUAGUGGUGGCCAGUCCGUGCUCCAUUGUGUCCCAGAUGGUCAGUCAAAUGAGGCCGCCGUGUCCUAUCGUGUUGCUCACAGGCUGCCCACAUGAGGCCGCUCAAUCCUUGCUUUUUCGUGGCGUUUAUCCACUCCUUGUCAAGGAAAUGGUUUAUGGCAGCGUAAACUACUGUCGCAUCAUGCAAUCGGGCUUAAAGAUAUUGGCCAAGUUGGACAUCCUGAAGGCAGGCCAAAGGGGAACUUUGGUGCUGGUCAAUGCCAUGUCGGCAGACAAGCUCACCUUCAGGCUGUUCACUUUUGCACAGCCAACUGAGGCAGAGCGAGAAGAAGAACGCUGCCGAAAGUUGGCCAGGAAGCAGCGAUGCAAGGAAAUGUCUGUAAAUAAAUCCUGUCCAAAUCCAAAGAGCAGUAAGUCUGAAAUAUCUAUAAAGUCCGAUGAAAAAGAUGGUACCAGUUCAAAGAAAGAAUUUCCUAAGGACGAAGAAGUUUCGAAAUGUUUACAACUAGAAAAUGAAAUUCAGCAGAAACGGGGUGAAGAUUCUGUAAUGAACAAAGAAAAUGAAAAUCUCUGCCACAACGUGGCAUUGAAGUGCUUACAUUUGAAGAAUGAAAGACAAGCUCAAUCGGAAGCUAUGAUGAAACAGACGGAAAAACUUAAAAAAGCGGAAGAUCCUAGAAAAAACAAUGGGACCCUUAAGGAUAGUUUUAACCGUAAGAAAAAAGACGAUAAAACCUCGAAGUCCGAUAAAAAGGAUGGUUCCAGCUCAAAGAAAGAUCGUCCUAACCACAAGGAAGUCUGGAAAUGUUUACAGCGGAGUCAAGAUUUGGUAAUGGCAGAAGAAAAUGAAUAUCUCUGUUCAAAAAAAUCAAAAGAAUGUCCCAAUAAGGACGACGAGGCCUUGAAGUGCUUACAGCUGAAAAAACAAAGACAAGCUCGAGCGGAAGCUGAGAUGAAAAAGAAGGCAGAACUAAAAAAAAAUAAUAGUUUAAGCCAUAAGAAAGAAGACGAUAAAGCACCAAACUGCAACAAACUUAAAAAACAAGGCCCAAAGAAGAAUAAGUGCAGAGUAGUCAAAAUUUCGAGGACAUCCGAAAAGGAUAAUUAUAUUCCGAAGAAAGAAUAUCCUAGGAUCUUCAAUAUAGAAAAGGCUCAGCCAAAAACUGUGGUCAAACACAGUAAAGAGUUGGCAAAGUCCUGCGAUAUUGUACUCGAAAACUGCAAGACCGUAAAACGCAAAAACUGCAAGACUGUAAAAUUAGAAAAAUGUAAGACAGUAAAACUUGAAAACUGCAAAAUAACAAAACUUAAGAAGUGCAAAACGAUCAAGCUCGAAAAUUGUAAGCAGCCGCGAAGAGUUAGGCAAAGAACUAAUCUUACUAAAAAGGCGUGAAGAAGGUGUAUGAUUCAAGUGCGAAGAUACAAUUGUUAUUGUGUCAAGGGUGUAAUAAUGGCGUAAGAAACGUUCUCUUUUGACAUAUCGCAAAUUAAUAAAGGCGUGUUUUGAAAUUUUAGACAUUU
Drosophila melanogaster (fruit fly) is the source of this 2654-nucleotide messenger RNA. RefSeq lists its product as uncharacterized. Gene Ontology annotation, molecular function: magnesium ion binding; potassium ion binding. Gene Ontology annotation, biological process: glycolytic process. Lineage: Eukaryota; Metazoa; Arthropoda; Insecta; Diptera; Drosophilidae. The coding region runs from base 145 to 2526 and encodes 793 amino acids. The transcript is spliced from 2 exons. The record is from RefSeq and is marked reviewed.